Molecule: messenger RNA, 1962 nt
Organism: Solanum dulcamara
Lineage: Eukaryota; Viridiplantae; Streptophyta; Magnoliopsida; Solanales; Solanaceae
Product: beta-D-glucosyl crocetin beta-1,6-glucosyltransferase-like
Exons: 1
Coding region: 88-1437 (449 amino acids)
Molecular function (GO): UDP-glycosyltransferase activity
Source: RefSeq, a predicted model, not a curated record
AAUGAAAAGUCCAUAUACCUAAACUUAUUUUCUUACCCUAUAAACUGUGAUAUAUGCUUUAUAAGAAUUUCCAUAAUUAUUCCAUUCAUGGAGAGAACUAAGGUAAAUAGUCCUAGUAUCCUACUGUUUCCAUGGUUAGGUUUUGGCCAUGUAAAUCCCUUUUUGGCACUAGCCAAGAAAUUAUCAAAAAUGAACUUUCACAUAUAUUUUCUUUCCACACCAAUUAUUCUCAAAUCUAUCAAGGAAACCCUAGAUAAUAAUAAUCUCUCCAUACAACUUGUUGAAUUUCACUUGCCUUAUUUGCAUGAGUUACCUCCUCAUUACCAUACAACUAAUGGCCUCCCUCCCCAUCUUAAUUCCACUCUUAUUCAAGCCUUUCAAAUGGCUUCUUCCAAAUUUCCAAGCAUAAUUGAAAUCCUAAAACCUAACUUGAUUAUCUAUGAUGGGUUCCAACCAUGGGUAGCAACUAUGGCUUCAUCAUGCAAUAUUCAUGCUAUUAUGUUUUAUGUUUCUUCAACUUCUUGCCUUGCCUACCUCUACCACCAAUUUCUUUAUGGGACUUCAAGCCUUACAUCUUUUCCUUUUUCUUCCUUAUACCUUCAUGACUAUGAGAUCAAGAAAUUAGAUAUACAACCGAUAAAACCACGCGAUGAGAAAGCCUUUGGAUACGUGAUCCUUAAAUCCUUUGAACAAUCUCACAACAUUGUUUUGUUGAACACUUGUAGGGAGAUUGAGGGAAAGUAUGUAGACUAUGUUUCUACCUUAGGAAAGAAGGAGUUGAUACCAAUUGGACCACUCAUUCGUGAGGCGACCAUAGGUGAGGAGGAGCAUUGGAGGACAAUUCAAUCAUGGCUAGACAAGAAGGAUCAAUUUUCAUGUGUGUAUAUAUCAUUUGGAAGUGAAUGCUUCUUGUCAAAGCAAGAAAUUGAAGAGAUAGCCAAAGGGCUUGAGCUAAGCAAAGUUAGCUUUAUUUGGACAAUCAAAUUUCCAAAAAAGGUGAACAUUACAAUAGAAGAAAUGGUUCCACAAGGUUUUCUUGAAAGAACAAAGGGAAAGGGGAUGGUUAUUGAAGGAUGGGCUCCACAAAGUCAAAUUUUGAAGCAUUCAAGUAUUGGUGGUUUCGUUAAUCAUUGUGGAUGGAGUUCGAUGUUAGAAAGCAUGAGUUUUGGCAUACCGAUAAUAGCCAUGCCUAUGAAUCAUGAUCAACCAUUUAAUUCAAGAUUAGUAGAGGAACUUGGCAUAGGGGUAGAGAUUUUGAGAGGUGAAAAUGGAGAAAUAAUGAAAGAAGAAGUGGCAAAAGGAAUAAGGAAGGUGGUAGAGAAGAAGACUCGGAAAGAAGUAAAUUUGAAGGCAAUGGAAUUGAGUGAGAAGAUAAAAUUGAAAGGGGAGAAAACUAUAGACGAAGGGGUUAAAAAGUUGUUGAAGCUUUUGUGUUGAUUUAUAAGGGAAUGAUGAAUUGGAAUUGGAGACACUAUAAGUAUUUAGAUAAUAAAGAUUGAAAUAAGAGCAUUUAAUAUAUACAAAUUGUAUCGAAUGCUGUAAUUUAGAGAUAGGCUUCUUAUGAUCAUAUUGUCUUGUAUAUGAGUUCAAACUCUAGUUGAACAAGAUCUCUCUUCCUUGCAUUGUGUAUUUAGAGAGGAUUAUACCUCUUAGUUGAAAUAUUGAGAAAUACAUACAAAGCAUAAAUUAUUUCAGACGCGAACAAGAUACUUCAAGGCUAAAAUUCACCAUCAAAGAGUGCGAUGAAAUGGAUGAGAUCAUAUUACUUCACCAUUUCCAAAGAUCUCUGGCUCGACUCCUGGAAAUAGAUAUCAGAAACUCUGGCAUUUUUCCUUUUAUAUCAACACAAAUCUAUGUUAGUUGGAACAAAAAAUUUUGGAUACAUAUAUACACAUGCCACAUGAUGAAUACGACAUGCUUACAUUAGUGGGCUAAGACAGCCAUAUUAAUCAAUCGAACCCA